This is a messenger RNA of Helianthus annuus (common sunflower), 819 nucleotides long. RefSeq names its product receptor-like protein kinase FERONIA. NCBI's taxonomy places the organism in Eukaryota, Viridiplantae, Streptophyta, Magnoliopsida, Asterales, Asteraceae. Gene Ontology annotation, molecular function: ATP binding; transmembrane receptor protein tyrosine kinase activity. The record is from RefSeq and is a predicted model, not a curated record. The transcript is spliced from 2 exons. Gene Ontology annotation, cellular component: plasma membrane; plasmodesma. The coding region runs from base 1 to 819 and encodes 272 amino acids. Gene Ontology annotation, biological process: protein autophosphorylation.
AUGGAAUUAGUACCACAUAUAAAGGACGGCUCUUGUGGUCUGGAAAGAGGUGAAGAUUGCUGCACGGAGCAUACAAAUCUGGUCUCUAUCAUUGGGUUCUCUGAUGAGAAAGAUGAGAAGAUCAUCAUAACCACGUAUGACGCCACCGGAAGUCUCAGGCAAUAUAUAAAUAGCCCGAAUCUUACAUGGAAGCAAAGAUUGAGGAUAUGUGUAGAUCUGGCUCAUGCAUUGAGUUACCUUCAUUAUGACGAGGGAUGUGAUUAUGGUAUUAUACAUUGUAACAUAACCAGCGACACAAUUCUAUUGGAUGAGAAUUGGGAAGCCAAGCUAUCGGGUUUUGAAAUUUCCAUCAAACAGUCCGUAAACUAUAAAGAUCAGGUGUGCCCUUGUGAACACACUGACACAAUGGGGUGUGUGGACCCAGCAAUUGAAAAGAUGGGAGGUGUGACCCACAAGUCGGACAUCUACUCAUUCGGUCUUGUUUUAUUUGAAACAUUGUGCGGGAGGAAAGCAUUAAUUCAGAACGAGGCUGAUAUGUCUCUAGCUCAGUUAGCCAAGUAUCAUUAUGAAAAGGGAACAUUGCCUGAUAUAAUCCAUCCUCAUCUAUUAAAUCAAAUAUUGUCUCUGCAAUCAUUCCUUAUAUACUCACAUGUAGCAUAUUCUUGCUUAAGUGAUGAUCGAGCACACCGCCCAGAUAUGCACCAUAUUGUGGCUAAACUUGAGAAAGCAUUGGAACUUCAGUUGCGUCGUGAAAAUAUUGUAAGACCCUUUUUCUAUUUUAUUAUCUAUUUUUUGGCAUUCAUUGUUCUUGGAUGGUAA